Messenger RNA from Amyelois transitella, 4324 nucleotides. RefSeq lists its product as uncharacterized. Gene Ontology annotation, cellular component: cytosol; nucleoplasm. The record is from RefSeq and is a predicted model, not a curated record. The transcript is spliced from 18 exons. Bases 617 to 4162 code for a protein of 1181 amino acids. Lineage: Eukaryota; Metazoa; Arthropoda; Insecta; Lepidoptera; Pyralidae. Gene Ontology annotation, biological process: plasma membrane organization; actin crosslink formation; positive regulation of actin filament polymerization. Gene Ontology annotation, molecular function: protein binding.
CGGUCGAGCGGCGUGCUGGUUCGCAGGGUCCGUGUUUUCGCUGCGGAAUCGUCGCCGGCUGAAGUUUUGCGGAGAUCGCGUUCCGGUAUUUCUUCUACGGCCUUUCCCGACUCGUGACCGAUCGUGCUCGCUCUAUAGAAAGUGAAACUGCAUUGUUGAGACGUGAUUAUAAAUUGUGUAAGGACUACUAACUUUGUGCUAACUUGAGUGAAGUGGAACGUUUUGAAAGUGUUUCAAACUCAGCCGGGACUCGUUUCGAUAUCAGCUCAGUUUUGAAGGAAACUGUGCCUAGAUUAUUGGAGCGCUGUUUGAUUUCCCUUAAUACGGUAUUCCAGGUCUUGCUAAGCAAGUCGUGAUUUUGCUGUCGGGAAUCCACUAAAGUACUCUCAUCUGUCUUUGAUUGUGAUAAGAUGUCUUCGAAAGUGAGUUUGUGUGCUUAAGCGAUUUGUAAAUCGAAUAAGAGCAAAGAGCGACGGUAAAGUGUUGUACUGAAAUGUGAAUUUUGUGUCAAAGUGAUAAAACCGAACUUCGUUUGUGUGUUAAUAUUGUUUAUAUCCCGAUGAAGUUUCACGUGUAACUUGACGCUUAUUGCAAUUGAUUUUGGAAAAAUCUCGCUAUGGAGACCGAGGAGCUCACGAAACUUGUCGACGGUAUAUAUAAGAACAUCCUGGACAAGUUCAAUCCAGGUGCUCGGCAGAUGAUCACUGCGGGAAAGGCGUACCUGAAGGCAUUACAUGGAGCCGCGGCCGCUUCUCGUCUGUACGUGGACGCAGUCGGCAAGCUGGGCAGGCAAGCUCAGCAAGGCACAUGGGGCGGAUGCGCGGACAUUGGAACUGCGCUCAUGAAAGUUGUGGAGGUCUACCGAGAAAUACAAGAUCAACAAAUGAACAUCCUGAAGGCGUUCUACGUCGAUUUGCUGGUCCCCUUGGAAACUAAUCUGGAGAAAGAUACAAAAGUAGUACAGUCUGAACAAAAGCGAUUCCUGCAACAACACAAAUUGCGUUCAGAGAGUUACAGCAAGGCGGCGGCGACCAUCAAGAAACAACGAAAGAAGAAAACUAAUGUCACUAAAGUCGGCUCAGCUAUGGACAAAGAGAUGAAGAACAUGCAAAUACUAGAAGAAGAGAAAACAAAACUGGACGCCUUUUGCGAACAAAGUUUGAAGAACGCAAUGACACAAGAGCGUCGCCGCUACGGAUUCGUGCUGGAACGGCAAUGCUCCCUGGCGAAACAUUGGCUGGCUUACCACGCUGCUGGCGCGGCGUCGUACAACAACGGCUUGGAGGAGUGGCUCGAAGUGUCAAGGACCAGGGAAUUCCUGCCACCGAACGUGGAGGCCAUGUUUGUCAGUAGGAUGAGGCAAGUUUCAUUCUGGGCUGAUGAAGAAGUAUACGCCAGUCCUCGUGCUGGCGACGAUGAUGACAGAGCAUCAGUUGGAUCAGCUCUGAGAAAGACACGAUCUGUCGACGCGUCAUGCUUAGAUGUCAGGUCCAUUGGGGACUUGGGCUCACCAGCUCAAGGAUUGUCCAGAGCUAAAUCCGACUUCAACCUGCAAGCUAGCCUACAUACAGGUGAACCAGAUACUGAUGCUCGCAUAGCAACCCGUCCAUCUUCUCUUGCUCCACCAACUUGUGCUAUUCGUGAGCCACCAUUGGCCAGGGCUCUGUACGCCUACGCAGCAGCUGGAGACAACCAGCUCAGCUUCCAAGCCGGUGAUAUACUAGCUCUCUUGGGAGAAAGAACUAAAGGAUGGCAGUACGGGGAAAACUUGCGCACACACCACGCUGGAUGGUUUCCUUUGGCAUAUACUGAGCUGAUUGCUAAUGACGAGAAUCCAUCAAGUUCGCCGGCUCGAUGGAGCUGUGCUCAAACUCCAAAUGAAGGCCCCCCGCCAGCACCAGUUGCGCAUGCGCAAACUACCCCCAGUACUCCAUCAGUACAUACUCACCAUCCACCAACUCGCAUGUUCGGAGAUACCGUCACUGCUCAUCACGUGAAUAAAGGUCGUCUUGGUACCAGUUCACCAGGGCUUCCACCAACACUGCCAGCGCCGUCUCCAAGCGCCCUCAGUUCGUCAGCGAGUGCCACGUUCCAUGCGUCAGCUCCGGCAGCUGGUAACACAGCUAUAAAGAAUUCCACAUCAGCCGCCAGUUUUACGACUCACGCAGUCAUCGAAACUAGGAGCUUUGGACCACAGACAUUGCCGAUGCGCUCACAGGUUGCUCAAAAUAAAGCUGGCCCAGCCAAAACUGUCGUGUCGGCUGUUGGUGCAGUUGGAAACGUUUCUCUGCACAGCUCUAACGAUUCGGGAUUCUCCAAUGAGCCACCACCGCAGCCCGACGUCGACUAUAGUGAUGAAGAGGCGCAACGAUUACGAGUCCCUAUAAGUAAAACUGCUCAAUCUAUCAACGAUCAUAAAGCUUACUUGCUCAAAACUCAAAGCCUGAAACGAGGUCCAAAGCCAACAAAUGUCAAUGGCUACCUCACUGAUGAUCAGCAAUUAAUGCUACGCAAUAUGCUAGAUAUGGACCAGGAUUCUCAAAAAGUCAAGAGAACUAAGUCAUUCUGGAAAUUUGGACGUACAACUUCCGAGGAAAUAAUGGAGGGCAUGUCUCUUUGGCAACAUCGUGAUAUUGUUGAUACGCAUCCAGAAUUUAAGAAAAAACUUUUUGUAAAACUCAAAAAAGAAUUACGUCCAGCACCAGAUAUACCUGAUACAACAAAACAAGCGAGUCCUGAAAAAAUAAUUCAAAAUGAUAAUAAGCAAACACGCCCCAAAGAAACCAUUGACAGAAAAGAAUUAAAGAUGUCUAAUGGUAUACGCCAAGCUAAAAGUUUGGGGUCAAUACAAAAUGGUGAACAAAUUGAAAAAGAAAGAAAAACUGAUCACUAUCGACAAAAUCAAGCAAUGAAAAAGAAAAGCAUUUCCGAAAAAUCGAUAGCUGAAGAGAAGAAUGAAGAAUUUAUUCCGAGAAACGAGUCGAGACAUUCUGAUCUGACGAAUACGAGUACAAUAAAAACUAAUUUUGAAAAUAGUUUUUAUAACGAUGAAAACGGAGAUGGAUUUGUCAUGAAAACCGUUAAACGCAGAGAAAUAUUGCAGAGAUAUGACAAUGAUAGUACUUCUGAUGGAAAUUCUGUUGCCUCAAGUACUGAUCCUUAUGACUGUAUUAUUGUAGACGAUCACAUGACAUCUAAAAAACAACAAGAGCUUGAUCGUCGCCGUCAAGCACAAUUACUUAAUGAAGAUGUCAAAAUGCGCAAGGAGAAUGCUUACAUGCCAGAAUUUGAAGAAAUUGAAGUGACGCCAAUCAAACCACAUAUUCGCGCAUUGUCCACAGAACAAAUUGCUAAAAGCCCAUCUCAUGAGCGUUCUCCUCCAAAAACAAUGGAAUUUAAAACCUUCAAAGAUAAUUCAAAAGAGAUAAAAACGUUUUCAGCUUCAUCUGAAACUCUAAAGUACAAAGAUGAACCAACGGAUCGUUACGGAAUUCCUACGGAACGUAACAACAACGAAUUGCGCAAUGAAGACAAAUAUAACGGACAUGACGAGGGUACAUUAAAAUAUAAGAAACGAUCAAGCAAGGAAGAGAAAAUUCGGCAACAGCCUUUUGAAAAUGGAAAGAGUCACAAAAAAGAAUAUCCACAAGCUGAAGCCAGAAACCAAACAAAAGACACAAGGCCAUUUGAUAAUAGAGAACCGAGGAUUGACUAUUCUUUAGACAGGCGUCACAUGAAAAAGGCCGACCCUCGAGCAAGGAAUAGAGUAAAUAGGAGUUAUGAUGACAGCUCAUUGCCAUAUAAUGGACGCAGAGAUGAGAGAGUAUACUACGAGUCCAAUAUAUCAUACUUCAGUGAUCAGGAACGCAGGGUUUCACGUUAUGACUAUGAAACGGAUUCUAAGAAAGCGGAAAAAUCUAAAAUAAGACAAGAAGAAGCACGAUUGGAAGCCAGGCGUUUUAUAGAACGCAGGAGUGAGGGACCAUAUAGUGAGUCAGAUGAUCAGAAAUUCAAUGAAGCCAUGAAGCAACAGAGACCACAGUUGCUUCCUCGUACUAAACUCUUAAAGAGAACUCCUGAUGGGAAUGAAUUGCCUGAAGAAGGUCAUACCUUUGGGCCAUGGUAUGAUUUAUGGGGUCGAGAAACAGCAGUCUACAAAUAGUGUAAGAGGCCACAACAAUUCGCAACGGUGAAGCUACGGAAGGCGUUAACCAACGACCGAUCGUCGCCAGCCAUCGAGUAAUGUCUAUAAUUAUUUUGUUAAUUAAUGUUAAAUGUAAAUUAGAAACACCAUGUAUUUUGUACAGUUAAAUAUUCAUAGUUU